Paramuricea clavata is the source of this 18811-nucleotide messenger RNA. NCBI's taxonomy places the organism in Eukaryota, Metazoa, Cnidaria, Anthozoa, Malacalcyonacea, Plexauridae. The record is from the annotation of a GenBank genome assembly.
AGUGUGAUAUAUGAUAUAUAGGUCAAAGUAUUAUAUUACCUCGCGAUUCCCUGGGAACGAAAGUGAACAACAUGGCGGAAAAAACAAACGUUUUUAAACGUGAAUUUUAACAAAUUUUCCAAUUCUUCGAGCGAUUUACAGCGUUCAAGUGUAUUUCAAAAGCUAGUGUAAAGGUUUGAGUUGAUAUCUUCUCAAAUUUGUUGGCGAAAUGGACAAUGAAAUUGCAAAAAAACUCUUCUAUGAGGGAGCGAUACUAGUUUGUUUUGAUGUCCCAGAAGGGACAGAAUUUGGAAUAGAUUACAACUCAUGGAACGUUGGCCCGAAAUUCAAAGGAGUAAAAAUGAUCCCACCAGGAUUUCAUUUUGUAUUUUACGCUGCAGUGGGUCGGAGCGGGCAGGUUGCCCCAAGAACGGGAUUUUUUCAAUAUUUUAAACAGAAAGAAAUUGUUGUAAAAAAAUGGGAUCCAACAAUUGAGGACCUGGUAGAUCAAGUUAUGUCUGAUGAAGAGAUGGAAAGGUUAAGGGCUGGUAAGAAUGGGCCAUUCCAUUUAAUAUAGCCCCCCUCCCCACCCAUAAUUCUUUAAAUUUUGGGUGCACAAUUUUCAAACUUGCCAGUCAGGGAUAUUUGAGCCAGACUGGAAAGUUUGGAAAUUGCGCGCCGGAGAUUUCGAAAAUUUAAUAAUAAAUAUAUGUGUUAUUUCUCAAAUACCAGUGUGGAAAGUUUGUAUUGCGCGACGGAUAUCUCCGGCGUGCAAUUUUGAUCUUUCUAUAUAUUUACUAUUAAAUUUUCGAAAUCUCUGGCGCGCAAUUUCCAAACUUUCCAGUCUGGCUCAAAUAUCCCUGACUGGCAAGUUUGAAAAUUGUGCACCCAAAAUUUAAAGAAUUUAAUAGUAAAUAUAUAGAAAGCAUCAACAUUUCCACACUGGCAAAUAUUCCCUUAGGUUAGGAUAAAAAAAUUGGGACCCUUUGGAAAAAAACCCCAGACCUCUCAACAGAGGGGGAGGGGGUACACAUAUUAAAUGAAUAUAUAACACAUAAUAUAUUCACUGUCACAAGGGGGUGCGCAUGGGCUGACCUUUCUUUUUAUGACGUCAGAUGCUGAAAAGCAAGUGUGAUAUCCCAAGUAGAGCUGUGCAAACUCCGGUUAUUUUAGCACCGGCUCCGGCAGUCAAAGCUCCGGGUCUGGCUCCAUAUUUAAAAGUGGAAGCAGGCGAAAGUAUUUCAGUGUAAUUUCAGACUUUAUCUUUUUUAAAAACCUUUUUACAACACUAUUAAUAGUAAACCACAUAGUAAUAUAUAGUAAAACAACAUAUAAAUAGUAAUAUAUUAGUAAACAACAACUUAAUUUUUCCAUUUUAUGCCAAAUGUUUGUUGAAAUAUGAAAUAAUUUUUCGUAAUUUUGUCUGCCGGAGUUUUCCGGCUCCGGCAAAAUAUGCCGGAGCUCCGGCUCCGGCGCACAGCUCUAAUCCCAAGGGCCCAUUUUUAGUGACAAUUUGCAAUGCAAAUGUUUUUUUGGCUCGCCAACAACUUGAAUUGUUGUGAAUCAUCACUAAGUUGUUGCUAAAUUGUCCUGGACAUCGCAUAAAUUGUUUUUCUGUGUUUGAUAUCUGUUUCGCAUCUACGCCAACCGGGGAGACGCUACUUUGUUUGAAGCAAAUCACAUUGAAAUACCCAAAUCUGUUUUCUCUUUCUGCACUAAUACUUUAUUUUGUAAAUAGUCAACUAUAUAAAUCAAGCAAAAUUACAGCUAUUACAACAACUCAGAUAUACUGAUAAUUGAAGGUUGCAGCAAGACUGACUUACAAUUUGUGAGGCAUAAUCUGAGUAUCCUUGCCUUUUCCUAAGUUAUUAUUUUUAAGUUUUUUGUUCACUGUCUUUAACAUAACAAGUUCGCUUUUUUAGUUUCUUUCUUUCCAAUUCCGCGAAGCUUCCUCGCCGUUUCACUUCCUCCGUCCCACUCCCCUCUCAACACCGGCGAUCGCAAUAUCUUAACAAUAUCAUUAGUUGGUUAAAAUAGCUACAAGUGACAAAGGCCUUUGUUUUUAAUGUCAAAGUUUUAGUUAGUUCAGACCAGUGAACUCCAUGUCUUUUAUCUGGAACGAUAACAUGCGGGAGAAAUGUGAAGCCAGUGCUAACACCACUUCACGCCAACGCCAUCCUGCUGACGCGCGCUGAUUCGUGAUAGGCCGUGCGGUGAUGGCGUAUAAGGGGACUGAAACUGACAUACUAUAUGGUGUGGCAAUCUCGUUCCCCGAGCCUGCGAUCCUCGGGAAGGAACGCGAGGCUCUGGGAUAAUCCGUUUCAGGGAGGAAUCUGAUUGGCCAUUGAAAUGGAAUGCGUAGUUCAAUCUUAGCCAGGAUUCUUGGCUUCCGGUAACGGAUUAUCCCAGAGCCUUCGAUUCCUUCCCGAGGAUCGCAGACUCGGGGAACAAGAUUGAUGGUGUGGCAAUUGACUGCGCAGUGAUGACGUAUAUAGGGACUGAAAUACUAUAUGGCGUGCAAAUGGCAGGGAGGGCUAAUGCCACUGCUCACAUGUUGCUCACGCGAGGCUUCACUUUUCAACUGCCAAAUGACUGAAUGUUAUCGUUCCAGGUAAAUAGAUUGAGUUCACUGGUUCAGACACAAACAAACAUGUAGUGUGAAUCACAAGUUUUCUAUUUCAGACCUGGAAAAUCUUGACCAGAACUUGGGAAAGUAUCCCUAUGAAAGCCUGAAGAAAUGGGUUUCUCUAUCGGGUCACGUCACAGAGUCCAUCAUGACACAAAUUGAACCUGUUUGCAAGAGGAUUUCCUCUCUUACUGAGGUGACACAGGAAAAUCUUGUGGAUGGCGAGAGAAGCAAAGGUGGGGGUGAAAUCAGAACAGUUGCAUGUGAUACAACAUUGCGGUUCACCCCUCUACCCUUCAGAGAUUUUCCUGUGGGUGCGUCACCUGCACAAAUAACUAAAUUGUCAAUGGACAAAAGUCAAGUGUUGGAAGAAAUCAUGGCUAAGUCUACAGGUUUGUUUUCACAUAAAAUUUUCAAUAAAAUAUUAGUGUGAAGAAGGGUGAUCCAAACACGUUCCUAUGUGUAUUAUUAUUUAGUUAUUCAGUUGCAUUGCACCCCAAUACACCCGACUUUAUUAUUUGAAUCCAUCUAAUGCCAGACAAUUUUACUCGUCAAGGGGAGAGUACUGGUUCUCAACGUGUUAACCAGACCAUCUGCCCAUGGAUCUAGUUAACCCAUUGAGUUGCACUGUGCCACAAUGCACCUUACUUUAAUUAUUUUUUUACUCUGUGUCCAAUACUCCAAUGUCAGAUUAUUAAACCGGUUAGAUACAUGUGUAUAUGUCAUGUUAUUUUGGCCCCAUCAUACAUCUUCACCAUUUGUAAUAAUCGAGUCUACAUGGAUGAAUCCAACCCACGCUGUGAAAAUAAUUGACGCAGUAAUGAAAGUUGAAAUUAAGGUGAAACAAGCACUACCAAUUUUUUUCAAACAGUUAAAGAUAUCCUUGGUGAGCUUCAGUUGGCAUUCAUCACAUUUCUGGUUGGCCAAGGUAGAUGUAGAAUUUGUUUUAUAGUCGGUAAUAUACACAGCUACCUUCCUAGAAGUCAUACAUUUUGCAAAAACAUUUCUCUUGUAAUUUGCCUACUUGUUUAACUUAAAUACUUUGAUGUUUCAGUUUAUGACGCAUUUGAACAAUGGAAGAACUUGAUCCGCUUGUUGUGUUCAUGUGUAGAUGCAGUGGACAAACAUCCUGAUGUCUUUGAAGCUUUCAUAGGUUGGGAUUCAUUUUUCUAAAGUAAUUUUUAUGGCAGUUCCUAAUUAUUUCAUUGCCUAAAAGUGUAUCCUAGGCUUGUUUUAUUAAGCAAACAUUCCUGAAAUAUUAUGUGAUGUUUAAUUAAACUAAAGCCCCACUCAAACGAGGAUGAUGGCAGUCACGCAUUGUCACAGGGGACAUUUCAAGGUCUAAAUUAACAAAAUAAAGUUUGGUGAAUGUUCCAACUACAUUUUAACUUAACUGGAAUACAUGAUAGUGUUGGGAAAGCAUUAAAAACAGCUGACCAUGGUCGUGUGACUGCCAACUCUCAUGCACUCCCAUCUUUUUUUUUCAGGCUUAAGUAUAUAGUUUUAUGAUUAUAAUUGAGCGUCAUGCAGUCACAUGACUUGUGAACAGUGCAGGUUUUCUCUGGUUUACCUUACCAACGGCACUGGACCUAGGGGGAACAAGUUAGAACUGAUGGAGCUAUCUGGUAUAAGCGAAGGUAGUUUAGUUUUGCUGUCCUCCUGUAGUAACACUUGAUCAAUCAGGAAUGAUCAUUACUGGACCUUUAGAGAGAACAUUGUAGAACCGAUAAAGCUACUAUAUCCAGUAUAAAUAAAGUUAGUUUUAAUAUACUAGGUUUCCUCCUGUAGUAACACUGGGAUGACCCUCGCUAGACCUCCAGGGAGAACAGUUUUGAACUGAUAGAGCUAUCCAGUAUAAGUAAAGUUAGUUUUAAUAGUUUAGUUUAAGUUUCCUCCUGUAGUAAUACUCGAUCAAUCAGGGAUGAUCCUUACUGGACCUCGAGGGAGGACAGUUUAGAAUUGAUAGAGCUAUCCCAUAUAAAUAGUGUCAGUUUAGUUAGGUUUCCUCCUCUAAUAAUACUGGACCAUCACUGUAAGAACAGUGUAUUUAGUGGUGCAAAUUUGGCAUGAACAGCCCUACCAAUUUUGAUUAUUUUCUACCAUUGCUCAAAACCGAAAGAAGACGUUUGAAAGUAAAAAUAAACACUGACAGCAGUUAACAGUAAAGAAUAUGAGCUUAAUAUCUUUCGCCACUUUUUAUCAUUUCGUGUUUAUGUUUGUUUGAUGUUGAGUGUUUAAUGCGACUCAUAUUCUUACCUUGUCAUUCAAAAUUUUUGAAUAAAACGUAUUAGAAAUCAGAUUAAAUAACAUGUACUUGAUAGCGUGCGAAAUGCCAGGUGUUCAACUGUAUAUGAUAAUGAACCACUUUGAAAUGUCAUGAUUCAAUGAGACAUUUUAGUAUCAAUGUCAAAAAGGAAUGUUAUUACAUUCUAUAAGCUUGCUUACAGUAUCAGAUACAAUCUAAUGUUUAUUCCUUAUACGGCCGUUUCUUUUUGAAGGUGUUGCCUUUUCAAUAAAACUUUAGUUGAUAUAGGGAUGCAAGUACCUGAAAAAUACAAGGAGAACUUCGCCGAAUGAAGGCAGGUAAUGGACCAUUCCCCAAUUAACCAAAAUUUUGAUCUCAACAAGUCUAGACAAAAUUCCAUCAUAGCAUGAAAGAGCAUCACAAAAUUAGUAAUAUUCCAAAGUUUCGUUGCGACAUGUUGUAAAAUGCGGAUAAUAUAGCCUUGCGAAAUUUGCAAUUUUCAGUCAUUUUAGAUUACAAACGGGAAACGGUUACCAUUUUUCCAAAAUUUUGAUCUUAACUAGCGUAAACAAAAAUUUCAUCACAGCUCGAAAGAGCAUCACAAAAUUAGUAAUAUUCCAAAGUUUCGUUGCAAAAUGUUGUAAAAUUCGGAUAAUAUAGCCUUGGCACUUGCGAAGUUUGUAAUUUUCAGUCAUUUUGUAUUACGCACAGAAGUGGUAACCAUUUCCCGUUUGUAAUCUAAAAUGACUGAAAAUUGCAAACUUCGCAAGGCUAUAUUUUCCGCAUUUUACAACAUUUUGCAACGCAUUUUACAACAUUUUGCUAAUUUUGUGAUGCUCUUUCAAGCUGUGAUGAAAUUUUUGUCUAGACUUGUUGAGUUCAAAAUUUUGGUUAAUUGGGGAAUGGUCCAUUGCAUCCCUAUAUAUCAACCGUCACCGAAGUUUUGUUGUUGGCCUAACCUACACAGACACAGACCCCAUGUUCCACCAGGCAAUCAUUUGCAAUGCAAUGUCGGAUAUAUUAUAGCUAGGGCAUGUUAAAAAGUGUUAACAGAAAAUCGGUGAGCAUGGGCAGCAUCUUACUUUUCUGUUAUUUUUCAUUCUCAAUCAUCAGGUGCAUCUCAGAAAAUUAGAAUGUCUUUGGAAACAUUUCCUUGCAUAUAUUUUAUUCAAGAAGUGAAACUUUUAUUGUCAGCAAAUCAUUAUAGAAUAUAGUCAUUACAUGUAAAAAUAAAAUAUUUGUAGUUUAACAUGUGGCUUAACAUCAUAUACUACAAUACAAUCAUGUGCACAGACUAGUUAAACUUGAUGUUCACAGCGAAAGCCCUCACCUACAAGAAAUUGUUAUUGACCAACUCCUGAUGGAGAGCCUUAUUUCGAAACAUCCGAGACAAAGUGUUUUUAAUCAGAUAGUAUAUUAGUUCAGACACAAAACACGGCGGUUUAUGCAUGGUUUUUCUCUCGUUUAGGUGUCAUCCAUUUUCAACUGUUGGAAACGCCACAAGAUUUUUUCGUUGACAUUGUGUCCAGGAAUAAUUUCUUGGUCGAUAAUUUACACGUAAGUAUUUUGCUUGUGAUGUUACUCUGAGUGUAUAUCCACACUGGGCAAGCUUGAAAAAUAUGCCUGACCACGGUGGGAAUCGAACCUACGACCUUUGGAAUAGUAGCCCAAUGCUCUACCAACUGAGUAGCCCAAUGCUCUACCUUCGAUAUCUACCGCGUAGCUCAGUUGGUAGAGCAUUGGGCUAGUAUUCCAAAGGUCGUAGGUUCGAUUCCCACCGUGGUCAGGCAUAUUUCUCAAGCUUGCCUGGUGUGGAUAUACACUCAGAGUAACAUCACAAGCAUCUUAUUCACCUGAGUACACUACACCAACACAGAAAAUAUCACGUAAGUAUUUGUUGUUGGUAGGGAUGUAACUACCUAAAAAAAUAUAAGGAGAAUUUCGACGUUUCGAGCGAAGGCCCUUCGUCUUCGGAACUCCAGACGAAGGGCCUUCGCUCGAAACGUCGAAAUUCUCCUUAUAUUUUGUAGGUAGUUGCAUCCAUACGAACGAAAGCUUGUUCAUGUUAUUGGCACUACUGACCUACACUGGCACAGACAGUUCAAAAUAAUGGUUAUAGUAUGCCUUUCAUCUUGUGACCAGGCUUGGAUUCCUGAUUUGAUUCCAGGCCUCAUUAUAGUACACGCAUUGAUCUCGUGAUUUUACCUCUGUCGUAAAGAUAGCAUGCUUCCAGUUUGACUCUAUGCCAAACGGCUUAAAGUGCUUAUGAAACGAAAUUUUUGCCUCAUUUUUUAUUGUCUUAUUAAAAGGUACUGCUUAAAUGAUGAAGAAUGACGUUUACAGUUUGUUCGUAUCUCCUCUCAUUCCCAAGUUAUCGCACUUUCUAUAUUUUGAGUUGUGACGUCACUAGUUUGACUCAAAAUAGUGGCAAUAACAAGAAAAUCUGAUAUCUUGAUGAUCAUUUAAGAAAAUUAAAUGAAACUUGGCACACUUAGUGGGUGCAACGAAGUGAACAAUUUGGCUUGUUUAUAUGGUUGUUAUGGCAACACACUCGUCCCCAGUCCCUUCUCUUCCAAUUUCUAUAUGAUCCAUUUCCAACGAAAUAAAUAGUAAUUUCUGCAAUUGUCGCUUAUUACUAUAAUAAGUGUAGGUGUUGUGAUCAGUUUAAACCGUUAUAACAUGCAAACAUCCUCUGCAAAAGGUCUACAGGAGGAAAUUCGUGAAAAAGAAGAGAAGAGACUGGGGACUAGUGUGUUGCCAUGACAACCACAUGACCUGCCAAAAAUAUUCAUAUGGGUGCACCCACUAAGUGUACCGAGUUUCAUUGAAUUUUAUUAAAUACUCACUAAGAUAUCAGACUUUCUUGUUAUUGCCAUUAUCUCAAGUCAAACUAGUGACGUCACAACUCGAAAUUUAUAAAGUGCGAUAACUUGAGAAUGAGAUAAGAUAUGAAGAAACUGUAAACGUCAUUCUUCAUCGCUCUAGCAGUACUUUUUAGCAAAACAAUAAAAAAUGAGGUGAAAAUUUCGUUUCAUAAGCACUUUAAGUUAUUUCUGGUUUCCCUCUCUAGUAACAUUGGGCUGAGUUGGAUUUAGAACUGAUAGGAGUCUUCAUUUGUUAAACCUAUAUAUAUAUAUAUAUAUAUAUAUAUAUAUAUAUAUAUAUAUAUAUAUAUAUACAUACAUGCGGUAACUUUUUCUAAUUUGAUAAGAUGUCGCGACGAAAAGUUCGUUGUUUUAUUUGAGUACAGUUGAACAGUUGUACUUGAAACUCAAAGUGGUUUGUUGUUUUUACUUGUAAUGAGUGUGGGAAAAUGGCGAAAACAGUCUCCCGAAAACAGUCAACUUUUUUAUAAGCAUGCAAGAAUAUAUAUAAACUCAAGAGAGUUUUGACUUGCUUUACACACCUAGAACUUAAUCUUCUUACAGCACACGUAUAAAACCAUUGAGGCAUUGACAUACUUUGCAAACAACACUUCAAACGCUUUAAACGUUACGUUGGUCUUUCAGCUCCCGACAGCUGAUCGUGUUUGUAGGCCAGUGAAAAUUGACACUGAGCGACCAGCCAGAUAUUUAAAGAUAUUUUAUAUAUAUUUAAAGAACCAACAGAUUCGUUUCCAGUUUCGUCCUGUAGUAACACUGGGCCAGUAAUAGAUGACCAUUACAUGACUUCUGGAAGAAAUGUUUAUGACUGAUAUAGUAUCCGGUCCAAAUAAAGUUAUAGUUUAUGUUUAGUUUAAUUGCAAAGUGACGAUGAGUAAAGAUGUUUAUUGUUUUUGUCACAGACGUUUUUCAUGACCGUUCAAGACUCGGCGGUGUCUGCCAAGCUCAAACGGAAAACUCAAAAGUUCAAGGAAUACUUGACGAAGCGUUUUCAGUGGAAUUUUGACGAGGAACCGGAGGAAGAUGCCCCUGUCGUAGUGGAAACACCAUGAUGAGUGGAGAUAGAAUAGAUUUGAUAAGGUUCGUCUCGAUUCAUAAUCUUCAUAUAGUGUAUAGAUGAUUUUUAUUUCAACCCAAUAUAGACCUGCAUGGGCUAAGCCUAAGAAAAAGUUGACACAAGUUGAUUUUAUACCAGGGGCCGGCUGCAUAAAACUCUUUAGACUUAACUACAUUUUACCCACUAUUUUGUAGUUAAAUAGUAUAGUUAACUUAAAAUACGUGGUUGCGUCUAAACUAUCUGUAAAAGAUUCGAAUGAAUUGGAGGUUUCCAGCGAAGGUCGUUCGUAAGCAGAUUAAUAGCCACUAUAUACUAAAGCCCGUUUUCCACUAGCAAAUUCGCUCGCGCGAAGCGACUUUUUCCUUUUUGUCGGCGUCGCUUUUGCUGACGUGAAAAAGGAUGCCGACAAGUUGGGAGUUUAAGCUUCACGUUUCCGGGAACGGCAAACGGCAGGUUCGAACUUUCUUGACAAAAUUUUCGUUGAAGGUUUUUCGUUUCAUAUCUUCUUUCUUGCGUCGAAAGAAUAAUUAUGUGUUUCAGUUUUAAAACAGCAAGUUUACUCUUUAUUGCCUGAUACCGUAAAAUGUUUCCUUGCCUGGCGUUUGCCGUUUGACGUAUAACGCGAAACUUAAACUCUCUACUUUGUUUUGAACGCGGUCAAGCAAACUUUUCAGUUUGCCCGUUGUGGACACACUCAGACUCGAGCAUGCAAUAUCACAAACAUAUAUAUCUUCACCUGAGUGCACAAUACCAGAAACAAGAAUUCGAAUUGGGAAAAGUCGCUUCGCGCAAACAAAUUCACCUUGUGGAAAACGGGCUUAAAUCCUUCGCUAUAAACAUCGAAGGUUUCAGUUCAGACAAAAACAAACUUCUACUCCGCUGACGUUUUAUGUAUAUAUGAGCUAACGUAUAUCCGUGCAAAAGGCAACAAGAACAAGAAUGAACACUAUACAUGGGAGGUCUAAAUUUCAAAAUUUUCACGAGGGACGAUCCUCAUAUAUCCCCUUCCAGGAGAGUGGUAUUUUCAAUAUAGCACAUAGCCCCCUUUUUCUCUCAAAAAGCCUCCUACUCAAAAUUCUAUUGGGAGCCCUGGUAAUAUCAAUUUUACACGACCGCAACGUGCAAAGGAAAGUAUACUCCAGAGAAACGACAUAAUGUGGAAAGUUGUUUUGGAGAUUUUGUCUUACUAUUCAAAUAUUUAACAAAGAAUAUAUCGUUUAAGAAUUGUUAUAUAAACUUCUGUGGUAAAAUUCCAAGUAUAUUUGGGGUUAGAAUUUCGAGAGAUAACUAGCAAUUGUCUACGCUAUAGACGGCGAAAAUUGCCGGGUGCCGACUUCUAUAUUGGGAACGCUGCAUUAUACUUGAUAUAGAGCUUGAUAUUAACAAGAUGAAAUUUGCUCCAAAACAAGACACCUAUAAAUAAAAUUAUAAUACUUUAUUAAACUCUUUAUCGCGAACGAACCGUAUGUCGCUGCUAAUUGGCGAAACUCUAUAAGUUUUUAAUGUAAUUUUAAUCUCAUUUACAAUAUUUCAUAAAUCUUCUGUGGUUUAUACCGCUAUCUUCGCAAUUUCAGAAAUAGCGACAAAGUAUUACACUUAUUAAAUAUUAAAUCUAGAAAAUUUCGGAUGAAUAUAGUGAUUUUUAUCACAAACGCGGUCGUGAGAGCGACUUCAUUAAGUAACAGCUUGUUGUUUAUCUUUAAUAUGAAAACAUUGAUAUAAAAGAUAUCAUUUAGAAACUUACUAUGAUAAAGUGUUACGCUAUAUAUAAGUUUAAUUAUAUGCAAUAUGUACUUAAUGAUCACCUGCGUGGCCACGCAAGCUCUGCUCGUGACCACGUAUAUGUACACAACCGAAUUUUACCUCGCGGACAAACUUCACAAAAAUGUUAUGCCCCGCAGUCAAACGAGACAAAUUUUUUUUAAACCAGCUCAAAGUCGAUGAGAGUUGGCGGUCAAACACGAACGAGAAUUGCAAUUCUAAUCAACUCUCAUUAGGAACGCCGGAACUGGGGGGCAGGAGGGGCAGCCGCCCCCGUUGCCCUUUACCAGGAGGGGCAAGGGGGGCAAAGGUGCCUUUUCACUUUAAAGGAUUGCCUUGGCGAAAUAGCGAAUUGUCAGAAAUGUUAGUGAAAUUCCUAGUGAAAUUCCUUGCUUCAGAAAACGCAAGAAAUGCAGUCAUCGAGCUUCAAGAAUAGCACAAUCGCCUGGCGGAGAACCCCCUCGCACCCCUAUCAUCCAAUAAAUAGAAAACAUAUUAGGCGAAGUUCAACUCCCAAUGUUUUGCAAACAUCUCUUAGUAUAUACAAUUCAAAAGUGCCCUUUCACGAAAAUCUGCCUCCCCCCUUGCCUUCACAUCGUUCCGGCGUCCCUGACUCUCAUUCUGGUUUGACCAUUUGUCGCAUUGUCACAGAGUAUAGAUUAUGCAGAGGUCUGACUUGGCAAAAAGUGCGUAUCCAAGCCAGUACGUUAAAGGCUGAUUUCCACUGUUGCGUUUUUCAUACGUACGUAUACGCACGUAAAACUUUAAAUCCGUUUAAAUGUUACUUAUGAAAUAACCAAAUAAAUAAAGCAACAGAAUUUAGUGUUCCGCAAGUUUUAGUAUGCAUUUGUUAACUUAUUUGUAAAAUAUUUAAAAAAUAGAAGGAUUCAAAGUUUUACGUGCGUGUACGCGUGCGUACGAAAAACGCAACAGUGGAAAUCAACCUUAACAAGAGGCACGCAUUCACCCCUGAGCGUCUAAAACUACCCCGCCAUUUUGAAUGUUUUGCCUUUUUGGGAGUUACAACAUAACCUCUCCUUAGCAAACUCAGGGACAUGGCGAGGAUUACGCUGACAUCAAAUGCGCCGACAAGCUAGGAGACGGAUCUCUGUAUUUAUCAGUAUUUUGGAUAUAUCCCACUCCAUUAAAAUAAAUGUCGAAGGGUUUUUCGAAGAUUCGGCCUAACCAAACCAAUUGAACCUCAGUGCAAUAUAUAAAAUAUAUUUGCAUGUUAAAUUUAGGAGUGGAACACAUCGUUAAUGAUUAAGUGACAUUUUGCCAUGUGUUUUGAACAUGCAAUGAAUAUAAAAAUAUUCCAUAUUAAGCAAGGUCAGCGUAUAAGGGGUGUAUAUACGCAAACAGAUUCGUGAUUUGUUUUGUUGGAGUGACCAAGUAAGCCGCCUAACCGGAAACGUUAAACUAUGCCCUAUAAUCAUGUUUAUUUUUCAUUCUUUAGACUGGAAACACUUUAAAUUUGAAAUUCAAAACAUAAAUCCGUAGAUGUGUGUUUUUAAUCCCGACUAUUGACUCACGUCAAGUUAGCUGGCUAACCUAAAGUGACCCGACAAUAAAACAAAUCCCCCACGAAUCAAACAAACCAUUAAAAAACAAUAAAAUUCGGACAUUCUUGCGGCCCGCAAUUCAUCGCGCUAUUUGCCUAAAGAUUGAUGGAUAUAUUUUAACGCCUUAAUUAAAUCAGGCCAUUUGAUGUGAGAGUGUUUAUGAAAGCGUGUUAGCAAACAGUAUGUUACUCUGUAACUAAAUCAGCGUAUAGGUCAUAAAUCAUGUGGUAUCUUGCAAAUGCAUUUUUAGAUUGAAGGCAAAAAGCUACAAUGCCACCUUAAAACGAUGAUAUUUAAGUUUGAACAACUUUGAAAGUCAAACCAGUAGACCACUCCCCCAAGGCAACGAGAGAGCUCGACCCUACACUGUACCUAUACGGGUUUUCUUAUGAGAACGGUAAAAAAUAUGAGAAUCCUUCGAAGACUUUCAUCACAGCGCAAAUUUACUUAAGUCAAAGUUUGAUCAUAACGCUAAUGUCUUACAUGUAAUGACGUCAUAUCAAAUAUGACUGCUUUUUCCAAUCUGCAAAUAUAAGCUGCCGUGCGUGGCUUAUCUCUGAACUACCGUAAAAAGAUUAAAAAAGCUUCGACAUUUGAAGCAAAAGCCGAGGCAAAAGCCCUUCAAUGGCUUCAUUAGGAAGUUAUCGCCGCUAACUUCCUAGCGGUUAACCUUUUGGGGUAGUUCACACCACGUUCAGACACCAUGAACCGCGGCUUUAACCAGCCUAUAUAUGAAGCCUGGUUUACACUAUCAAAGUUUCUGGGAUCACAUGCAGUAGGAAUUCUACAUAGGUAAACUCUAAAGCUGGAGUUAUACGAGCAACAAAAUUGCUGCAACUUGCAACAAAAUCUGAUUUCAACGCAUGUUAAUUGAAAAUGUUUACACAUAAAUGUACAAAUCACAAGGCAACAUGUGUCGACAUAAUUUCUACUUAUUAAUAACAUGCGUUGAAAUCAGAUUUUGUUGCAAGUUGCAGCAAUUUUGACUCAGUGUUAAACACUAAAUCAGCCCCCUCAAACAUUUCUUACAAAUCCUUCAAAACUUUACCCUAUGCUAAAUUCCCGCUGCGAUCACAGAAACGGUUGAUAGUAAAAACCAGCCUCAACGGCUCAAUGCAUGCAAAUUUUGUCCCAUGCAUGCAAAUUUUGUCAGACUUAUAGAUGCUUCAACUUGACCUUGGCGCCUUUUUCUCUACUCUCAAAACGUUUUAACCGUUCUUGAAAGGUAUACAUUUGGCUAAAACAUUAUUAGCAUAUAAGGAAGCCCUUGUCUGGACCAUAUGCCGCCAUGCGAUGCCGGUGUGGCGAUUUUAUCGCAAACUUUAUUAGUUUAUCAACAUUACAAUGUUAUUAAACUCUUCAACACCCGGCUGUCCUUUUCUCAUGGCCGACUAAACGUGUUUCAUUUCGCGUGUAUAUGAUAUUAAUCUGUUAUCAUAUAAUUUGGAUGUUGACUCUGUGUUGACAUAACUUCUUGUCCUGUUUGUUGACGGUGGUAUGCGCUUGCCGACCAAUCACAGAACACAGACAAAUUGCAAUCGAUUUGUACAAACAUUUUGACACAAUGCGUCAUUUUGUGAGACAAUAGAGAACCGUCAACUUGUGGUUACUUAGCAUUUUAUGUAUUGGCAUAAAACAGUUGACAAGUUGAAAGUUUAAACGUUGUUUCAGUAUCUAGUUAUUUCUCGAUGGAGGGCGACCGGAAUGAGUCGCAGUAUAUAACCAUGACUGGUCUCUCUGACCGCAAGCCACCACGCGCACCGAAAUGUGCUAGGUGCCGAAAUCACGGUGUCGUUUCGUGGCUAAAAGGACACAAACGUUACUGCCGAUGGCGCGAUUGUACGUGUGCUCAAUGCACGCUAAUUGCCGAACGACAACGAGUGAUGGCCGCUCAAGUUGCCCUGCGAAGGCAACAGACUCAGGAAGAGAAUCUAAGAGCGAGAUUUCAACAACGUGGAGAAGCAGAAUUAAACCAGUUGGCCAAAUUUGAUGAAAAUCUUCAGGAGGAUUGUUACAGUGGUUCUGUGGAACAGGAAGGUAUAUAUAUAUGUAGGAAUUUAUAGGGUUUUAUAAUACGUUUAACCAUGUUUUUGCAAGUUUCGUUCUGUGACUGUGCACAAUAACAUGUCAACUAUAUGGUGGAUUUCUGGAAGCGUUACAAGUUUUACAGAGCAACAGAUUAUUUAUGUGCACUUUAGAAAUGUUGUUAUAGAGGCGCUAGAAAAUUAAGUUAGCUACAUUUGUGAUUUGUCAAGUCAAGAUAACAUUUCAUAUUUUCUUACUCCGAUAACUUCCGUAGGCCACCUUACUAUAGUAGGCCACCUAUUAUUAGUAAAUGUAAAUUCCAUAGCCACCUAUACUAUAGUAUGUUAUGCGGAACUGAUUGUGAAAAUACAUUAAUAAAGCCUCAUAAUAGUUUUAAAACUAGAGCAUGGAUUUAUUGUUUCUAAUAAAAUUGUCUGGAGUUAGCGUAAAUUGCUGUCGAGUCUGUGGGGUAAAAUUUAAGCAUUUUUAGUAACUCGUGCUCGUCACUCGAGACCCGAAAUGGAGCGAAUACUUAUACUGAAAUCAAAACUUAAUUGCGGAAUGUCCCAAUCAGGAAUUGAUAUUUUUAUAAUAUUACGUCUCGUUUAAUAAAUAAACAGUUGACGUAGAAUGGUAGAUACUUGCUUUAGCAUUAUUAAGACAUAUAGAUUGUUUACUCGAAUUUUAUAUUCUAAUAUUCAGUAAAUGCUUGGGAACUUCACUUGUGAGGCAAAUUUUUGUUGCCACUUAAAUGUAACCUAAUUUAUGUGCUUUUAUGAUGUACAAUAAAGUACUUAAUGGUAUAUUCUUUACAUUUACUAAUAAUUGGAGUCUUCAAGUCUAUAACAUUGUGUCGGAAUUUUUGACAAAGACAGACAGGCAGAAUAUAGUCAAGCAAGUGACUAAUAAGUAGUUGAUACUAACAAUAUGUAAACAAAACGAUUCAAUGACAAUGGGAACCAUACGAAUACCAUUUAGUGUACAGCUGGAGCAGCACAGCUCCUUAAGGCCUGAUUCCACGGGCGCUUUUUCUCGGCGAAAUGCGAAAUAUUUCGCCUGUUUCUUUUGAAUUGCGACCACUCGAAUAAAUUAUUUCUACUUGAUUGCCCACAUUUCAAAAGAAACAGGCGAAAUAUUUCGCAUUUCGCCGAGAAAAAGCGCCCGUGGAAUCAGGCUUUUACUCCUUAAAGAAGCCAUUUUGUUUAAUGAGCCUGCGAAGGCAAUAUUAUUUGUACGACUAUAUUCUUGCUUACAUGUAAAAGUUUAAAGUAAUCUACUUUGCCGAAAAAAUGAUGAUUUUUGCUUGUUCCUAUUUUAUUUUAGUAUUUUGUCUAUUUAAAAUAGUUUUCUUGCAUGUUUCUUUGUUGCGAAGAACAAAAACAAUAUUGAUAACCACUUUUUAAUACUGUAAUUAACGUUGGUGCUUAAUUAUGUGUAACUGCACGUUUUCUGGUCAAAAGACAAAAUAGCGGAAAUUUACUCGAAACCGCAGAGUUUAUAUGUCAAUCAGUUCUUGGCUCAAAAUAUUCCCGUAGCGGAAUACACAUUGCACCUAUCUAAUAUUCAAAAUCAAUCAUUUGAAGCGGGCAAACUUCCGAACUGAAACGCUUAAUUAUAACCACUUUACCGCUCAUUUGAAUUUGAAUGAAAACCCUCAACUCACACAAGUGGUGUGUAUCAAAUCUUGAAUAUUAAGUUUCUUAAGUCGCCAAACAAUUCCGGUCCGAAACGUGUUAUGCCAAGAGCAGGAACUUCGCCUACGUUUCGACCCCCACGUGGGAUGCACUCGCGUCCUCUCCGACUUCGUGUUUAUACUGUCUUUCGAUUUCGCUUUUCGUUUCACACGGGUGAAAUUUUACGAAUUUUUGGAGAACAACUACAGGCAGGUUUACACUAUCAAAGUUUUUGUGAUCACAGUAGGAAUUUUGCGUAUAGGGUACUCGGUAUUUAACAUUGCGUCCGUUCCCCCAAAUAUUUCUUAUCAAUUCUUCAAAACUUUGCAAAAUUCCUACUGUGAUCACAGAAACUUUGAAAGUAUAAACUAGCUUUAAUUAUUCGUGCGAAUACAUGCUUCCAGAAAGGAUACGUCAUCUUGACCAUGGUGCCUCGUUUUCGUCAUUGACACGCCAUGCUAAUCAGUUUCGCCAUACGAAAAUGGCAUCAACUAUUUCGCUGACCUCAGAAUGACAUUUCGUCAUAACUUUUUUUCUUCAAGAUUGGUUUAGAAACCAAUUUGGAGUAGGGUUAGGUUAGGGUUAGGAUUGGAUUAAAGGUUAGGGUUAGAGUUGGUGUUUGGAGUAGGGUUAUAUAUAGUGUUAGUAAAACCGUUGCUUUGUUACGUUUUGUCACUUUGAGGCCAGCGAAAUAAUCUCUUCCUACGAAAAUGAGGCUCUAUAUAGCCAAUUACAGUAACAUACAUUCCGGAAGGGUGUAUGUGUUCCUCAGGGUCCCAAAAUCCCGCUCUGUCAGGUCUGAAGCAAUCCAGAAUAACAGUAUAGACGAAACUUACCAAUAUAGUAAAAGCCAUUGAUAGAACCCCGCUCGAACACCCGUGCAAGGGAAACGAAAAAGUUCAAGAUCACGGGGUUCUGCAAGGUUCUGUAUGUCCCAUAAUAUGUCUUAUUAUAUAUAGUAGAGAGUGAGAUACUGAAAAAUACACAGUGAGAUAUUUUUCAUAUCUUCACUAGUGAAGAUAUCGAUCACGUAACUUUUUCCAAUUUGCUUCUGAGCGUGAAAUUUCACAAUUUGUCACAAAACAGUGUCUUGAAGGUAUGACUUUUAUUUCACUCGAAGAUAAAAGUCAUCUUCGCGCGGCCGUGUAAUAUCCUCUAUCUAUUUCUUUUAAUAAUCUCGAAAUCUCAAUCCGUCUAGCUAUGUCUUUUAUGUCUUUUAAACCUCUCUAUUUAAUUAUAUAGAUUUCACUGACGCAACUAGCAUUUGUACCAACAAUGACGACGACGUUGAAGACGGAAAAUCGGAAGACCAAGAAAGCACCGACGAUUCACCGACGGAUGACGUAGAGCUUGAUAAGAAACAGUCAAUCACAAGAUGGCUUGACACAUCGGAGAAUUCUGACGAGCCCGAAACUUUCACGAAGGCCCGACGAAGCGAAGCGACUGUAAAUAAGGACAGCGCGGGAAAAUGUCAAGAGUCGAACUCCUCGUUUGAAAUUUUACAAAGAAUAUUUCCUCAACACAGUUUACCUAUACUGGAGAUGAUUUUGAAAGCUUAUGACAAUGAUUUAGUUCGCGCAACCGAAUCACUGAUGCUUGAGAAUGGCAUGCUCCGAUUUCCGACCCCUCCGAUAAGCCCUGAAGAUCCGUCGACGUCUUCCGUUUUUGUGACGAACGAUUCCGAGCAAAGCCCGAACGAUACCCGACUAUCAGCGUUUUCACCAGUCUCGACCAAAAUAGUCCCCUAUUCACCCCCAGUUUUGCCAUCUACCCUUCCAUCACCUGUAAUACCACCAUUUACCCCACCGGCGUUUCCUUCCCGCUCAAUGUUCAGGCCCUACAUGCUCCCCCGGCGAAAUCACAUAGGCCUGCCAUUUCACCCGUAUAUGAGACCCCACACCGGGGGGUUAAUGCUUCAUUCUUCAAACGGACAUGAGACAAGGUCUUGUAGUCGUUGUUCAACUUGGAUUUUGCCCUCAGACAGGUUUUGUAGUCAUUGUGGAAAAUCAGCUUAAUUUAUAUGGGUUUAUUUUGGUGUACUUUGAAAAUUGGGUUGUUUUGUGAAAUAGACUGUUGAAAGUACAGUAAAACUAUUGCAUUCAAUAUUUUUGAAAUACUGCUACUUCCGCGAGAAGGACAACUUUUGUUAACACUUGUCAGGCACAAAAUUCAAUGAGCUCCUUUGCAUAACACUUCAAAUAACAACAGUCCCAUCAUUGACAGUGAUUCGAUGACCACACUGGUCAAAUUGCACUGUUCUCCAUGCCAUCCAGUCACUUAUGUUUUGACAUAUUUGUGAUGUCAUGCAAAGGGUCUAUUGCCAGUGUUGAAUAUUAAAGUUGUCCUCUCUCGUAGACGCCGAAGGUCAACAUCGUACCCAGGGCCUUUUGCGGUUCAGAAACCAUACCAGAGCCUCUGAACCGUGCAAAGGCCCUGGGCACAGAAUACUAUAUAGAAGUCCAUCUCCAUUGUUUUUUGGGUAAUCGCUAUUCGUCAUGUAUUCGUUAUGAUUCGUCACUCAGCAAGUGCCCUAAACAGAAGCAGUCACCCCCCUGGAAGUGUGCCAUUUUGAAUAUUUCCAGGGGGUGACUGCUGCUGUUUACAAUACUUGCUGAGUGACAAAUCAUGACGAAUAGCGCUUACACAAAAGCAAUGGAGAUGGACUUCAUCCUCGAACCCAGGGUCUUUGAUGGACUUCUGUAUAGUAUUCUGUGUCCUGAGUUUGAGGUUGGCCGAGGGUUUGAGGUUGUGGGUGUUAAAUUUCAAAGUUCAUCAGGACACAAAGUGAACAAUUAAUAGCGUAUAGAUUAUUUAGUUUUGUCCAAAGUUAAAGUUAAAUAGUUGGUACCGGUGUUAGAGAAAAAAUAGAAAUUAGAGAAAAAUUGGUGUUUUUGAUGAUAAAUGUAUGGAAUUAUAGUAUGUACUGAUCAGAUUUUGGAUAAAAUAUCCAUUAUAGUUUUUCUUGGUUGCGAGCGUUAUUAAAAGAGUCUGUAAAUUAAAA